Messenger RNA from Nothobranchius furzeri (turquoise killifish), 1970 nucleotides. RefSeq names its product snail family zinc finger 1b (gene snai1b). Lineage: Eukaryota; Metazoa; Chordata; Actinopteri; Cyprinodontiformes; Nothobranchiidae. Gene Ontology annotation, molecular function: RNA polymerase II cis-regulatory region sequence-specific DNA binding; DNA-binding transcription factor activity, RNA polymerase II-specific. Gene Ontology annotation, biological process: regulation of DNA-templated transcription. The record is from RefSeq and is a predicted model, not a curated record.
UUUGACUUUGAAGUGUGCGCCAUUAAAUGCAGAAUUAACAGUUGAGACACCUGCAUGCUCACAAGGGACGCUCCCUCCACUCCACAGGGUCGCACCGUUUUCUUACUAAAAUCUAACCCCAUCCUCUUCAUCGUGUUGUUGAUAUUCUGGUUUAAAGUUAAUCAUGGGUGAAUAAAUGCUCUUUAUCGAGUGUGUCUAUUGCAAGGAGACCCGCAACUGAGCCGUGAAAUGCGCAGGCAGACAUUUAGUCACAUUUGGCACUUGUGGCGAGGGACGGUGGCGCCUUGGCGCGCGGGGUGUGUCUGAGGGCGGAGACCCGCCCACCCAUCCCGCUGCUUGUCCCUGCUAUAUGAGCUGGAAACUUUACCGGGAGACAUGCAACAAGACUGACUGUUCUCCAUUAGUUUUCCCUGUCCGAGCUGAAGCUGCAGUUGUCUCACGCGCACUCGGACGCUGACGUAUUAUUCUCGAAAUAAUUUCGGGAGAAACUUGACUUCAACAUGCCGCGAUCUUUUCUUGUGAAAAAGUAUUUUUCCAGUAAAAAACCUUAUUAUAAGGAGAGCCAAUUGGACAGCCAAACUGCUUUUGUCCCAGAAAGCUUUCCGCGAGCUGAACUUCCGAAUCACAACAACAUCUCUGCCCUGACCUGCCAUCCCAGCAGCCCUUUCUACCAAACCAUGGAUCCCCUGCCCGCACCUCUGUCCCCAAUCACCCCAGUGUCCCUUUCUCCACCAGCUCUGCGCCCUCUGGACCUCAGCAGCUCUCCCUCCAGUAGCAGUGGUGAGGAAGAGGAUGAUGGAGAACGUACUUCAGAUCCCCCGAGUCCAGAUGUGGCCGAGCACAUCUUCUUCUGUCUCCGCUGCAGUAAGAGCUAUGGGAGCCUAUCCGCACUCUCCCACCAUCAGACGUCCCACCACCUCCAGCAUCUCUCCCCGCUUGCCCCACCACUCCAGACCACCUCCAUGCCUCCUGAGGUUUCUGCACGUCCUGCCUUUCACUGCAAACACUGCCCCAAGGAGUACACCAGCCUGGGAGCUCUGAAGAUGCACAUUCGCUCACACACUCUACCGUGUGUGUGUCUGACCUGUGGGAAGGCCUUCUCCAGGCCGUGGCUGCUCAGAGGACACAUUCGCACACACACAGGAGAACGGCCUUUUGCUUGUCAACACUGCAACCGGGCUUUUGCUGAUCGCUCCAACCUGCGUGCACACCUGCAGACCCACUCUGAAGUGAAGAAAUACCAGUGUGGCUCCUGCUCACGGACCUUCAGCCGCAUGUCUCUGCUGCACAAACACUGUGCUUCUGGCUGUUGUCCCGGCUCAUAGACUCACAUUCCCAGAACUGGCUCUGGUGAUCCAGCUGUAGCUGCUUGUUGGUUCUGUUUGCUGUAAUGAGAGUGAGUCCAGAGACCAGGCAAAAAUGCACCUCUGCUUUUGUGAAAUAUUAAGUGCCUUAUUGUCACCAGUCAGUUAGUCAAAUUUGAGGUCACAAUGGCAUGUGUGUGUGUGUGUGUGUGUGUGUGUGUGUGCGUGCAUGUGUGUGUGUGUGUGUGAUUUGAGGGCAGCUGAACAUGCAGUUAAUUCCCUGGAAACUUCAUUGGUGCCGGCCGGUCCGGGACUCCGGUCAUGCUGCAGCUGCUUGGGUGUGUGUUUGUGUGUGUAUGCAGGCAUGUCAUUCCUCACUACGCUAUACAUGCACGAUGUGUGGGUGUUGAGACAGCUGUCUGUGCAUGGUGCACCAUGGAGACAGGGUGCUGAGAGAUAUGAUAGCUGCUACCUCAACGACAGGUGACACACACAAAACACCCGCUCUGGUAGUUCCUCAUAAUGGGCAGAGACACUAAUGUGCUCUGGGACAUGAAAUUUGUUUCUGAAUGACAUUUCAUCUCAAUUUUUUAUGAAAUAUUUUGUUAAAAUUGUUUUUUUUGUACAUUUUUCUGCCAUUUGUAAAUAAAAUCUUUUUAAAAAACA